Messenger RNA from Micropterus dolomieu (smallmouth bass), 1920 nucleotides. RefSeq lists its product as uncharacterized. The record is from RefSeq and is a predicted model, not a curated record. Bases 233 to 1882 code for a protein of 549 amino acids. Gene Ontology annotation, biological process: negative regulation of autophagy. Lineage: Eukaryota; Metazoa; Chordata; Actinopteri; Centrarchiformes; Centrarchidae. The transcript is spliced from 11 exons.
CCAUGUUCUAAAAAAUAAAAUAAAAAUGACUAUAUAUAGAAUCCUUAUCGUCAAACAAACUGAGCGCAAUUGCAGCGAUGCCCUACCAUCUGAGUGGACAGAGGGAGGGAGUUUGCUUUUUUUUGCUAACAGGAGAGACGAGAAAGUGAUUUGAAGCCGCUCGUGAAGCCAGAAGUUCAGCAGAGGAGUUUUCUUUUUCUUUAAUUUUAUUUGGGUUUGUGGCUGGGUGCUGAUGGAGUUUUAUGAACAUAUCAAGACCGCCAAUGUGGAGGACGUUGUGCUCCGGCAGCCGCUGCACCCACCGACCAGAGGCACCCUGUGCAUCACCGGCCACCACCUGCUCUUCUCGGACAGGGAGGAGGGCAGCUCUCGGCAGGUUUUACUGCUCAUCAGGAACAUCGAUGCCAUUGAGAAAAGUGUGGAAAACCUUUUGGCCUGUUCCAGCCUCUUCUCUAAUGCAGGCCACAGUGAAAGGAUAUCUGGAUCUUCAGGGACGAUUACCAUCAAGUGUAAAGAUCUACGUGUGCUCCAGCUUGACAUACCAGGCAUGGAACAGUGUCUCAACAUUGCUCACUCUAUUGAGACCCUGUCCUGCCUAGACAGUGUGUCGGAGAUGUAUCCUUUCUUUUAUAGACCUUCUGAUCUCAGCCUGCAGGACCAGUGGGGUCUCUCAUCCCCUGAAAAGCACUACAGUCAAAUGAAGGAGCUACAUGAUAGGUGGAGACUGAGCACUGUGAACACAGACUACUCAGUGUGUCCCUCAUACCCUCCAGCUGUCAUCGUCCCCAAGAACACAGAUGACGACAUGCUAAAGAAGGUGGCCAAAUUCAGACAGGGAGGACGCUUCCCUGUCCUCUGCUACUACCACAGAAAGAAUGGCAUGGUAAUCAUGCGCAGCAGUCAGCCGCUGACAGGAGCCAAUAAGAAGCGCUGCAGGGAAGACGAGCACCUCCUCCAGGCUGUGAUUAGCGGCUCAGACAAAGGUUACGUUAUUGACACGCGCUCCAGUCAGCAGGCGCUUCAGGCCAGAAUGACAGGCGGAGGGUUUGAGUCCAAAUCGUGUUAUAGCAGCUGGAAGAGACUGCACAGACAGAUGGAAAGGGGUAAAGCACUGCAGGAGAGUCUAAUUAAACUGGUGGAGGCCUGUGGUGACGAGUCCCAUAAUAUGGACCGUUGGCUCAGUAAACUUGAGAAUUCAAAGUGGCUUUCUCAUGUCCAGACUGCUCUGUCAACAGCUGGCCUGCUGGCAGAGUGUGUGGAGAGGGACGGUCAUUCAGUUCUGGUUCACGGCUUUGAAGGGACAGAAUCCACUUUGCUCAUCAGCACUCUGGCUCAGCUCAUAAUGGACUCAUCCUGUCGCACACUGGAGGGCUUCCUGGCUCUGCUGGAGAGGGAGUGGGUACAAGCAGGACACCCAUUCCAGCAGCGGUGUGCCCACUCGGCCUACUCCCAUGCUCGUCUCCAGCAGGAGUCCCCGGUCUUCCUGCUACUGCUGGACUGUGUGUGGCAGCUGGGGCGUCAGUUCCCCCUGGCACUGGGCUUCUCUGAGGCGCUGCUGCUGAGGCUGGCGACUGAGGCCUACGCGUCUAACUAUGGCACCUUCCUGUGCAACAGCCAUCGGGAACGGUGUGCUAUAGGAGUGAUGGAGAAGACUCAUUGUUUGUUCCAGGCCCUGUUGAGGCCCAGGGAGAGAAAUUACUACUCAAACCCCCUGUAUGAGCCCACUGAGCUAGCAAUAUGGCCCUCGGUCCACCCUCAGUCCCUGCAGCUUUGGAGAGGCUUUUUUCUGAGGUGGACCGAAUGUGCUCGUCACCUUGAAGAGGCUCAGGAGGAAAUAAGGAACAUGGUCAUUGAGUGGGGGAAACUGGCUCAACUCAGCUGAUGCCCUUUCAGUACAUGAACAAGUGAAGAUGCUCAGCC